AUGCGGGCGACGAUCUUCUCUAUCAAAGCCGCUCCACGCCUGGAUUCCCACGGCAAGCCGACCGUGCAGGUCGAGAUCGCGACCUCAGACGGAACCUUCGCUGCAAUCGUGCUUUCAGGCGCUUCCAAAGGCGACUACGAAGCGAUCGGGCUCAGAGAUGAAGACAGCAAAGCGUUUGGCGGCAACGGGGUUCUGGAAGCGGUCCGGAACGUAGAAGAAGUUAUCGGACCUGCCAUCGUGAGCAAAGCAUUUGACUUGGCCGCGGGAUUGAAGCCCAUCGACGACUUCAUGGUCAAGUUGGAUGGAACUUCGGACAAGAGUGGUAGGUGA
Cladophialophora yegresii CBS 114405 is the source of this 330-nucleotide messenger RNA. Its product is annotated as enolase domain-containing protein. Gene Ontology annotation, biological process: glycolytic process. The transcript has a single exon. Lineage: Eukaryota; Fungi; Ascomycota; Eurotiomycetes; Chaetothyriales; Herpotrichiellaceae. The record is from RefSeq and is a predicted model, not a curated record. Gene Ontology annotation, cellular component: phosphopyruvate hydratase complex. Bases 1 to 330 code for a protein of 109 amino acids. Gene Ontology annotation, molecular function: phosphopyruvate hydratase activity; magnesium ion binding.